Molecule: messenger RNA, 1374 nt
Organism: Cercospora beticola
Lineage: Eukaryota; Fungi; Ascomycota; Dothideomycetes; Mycosphaerellales; Mycosphaerellaceae
Gene: MRPS12
Product: mitochondrial 37S ribosomal protein uS12m
Biological process (GO): translation
Cellular component (GO): small ribosomal subunit; ribosome
Molecular function (GO): structural constituent of ribosome
Source: RefSeq, a predicted model, not a curated record
CCGAUCACUGUCGACAUUGGCACACAACUGCUUCUCCAGCACAGCGCGAAGCAACCCACGAACUGGACAACAUGGUCUCAUCACUUUUUGGCGCGCUGUUGCGUCUACCAUCGACUACCCGCACCUGUCUCAGCACCCUCAUAACUCCGGCUACGACUCUCGCGACGCGCUCCUUCUCGACCACGAUCCAACGACAAGCAACGUACAAUCAGGUCAUUCGAGGCUGCAGAGUUGGGCAAAAAGCACGGAAGCCUACAUCUCCCCAGCUCGCCAACACAAAGUGUCCGGAGAUGAAGGGUGUUUGCCUACGUGUGGGUGUUACAAAGCCCAAGAAGCCCAAUUCGGGAGAGAGAAAGGUUGCGAGGGUGCGGUUGAGCAGUGGCAACGUGAUCACAGCAUACAUUCCUGGUGAAGGCCAUAACAUCCAACAGCAUUCGGUCGUCCUUGUGAGAGGAGGGAGAUCACAAGAUUGUCCCGGUGUGAAAUAUCAUCUUGUGAGAGGCGCAAUGGACUUGGGCGGUGUGGGAAACCGAGUUACAAGCAGAUCCAAAUAUGGUACCAAGAAACCGAAGGCGGCAGCAGUAUAAAAUCCCGGAAGCACACGAGUCAAAGCUACCUCCUUCGAAACUUCGACGCAUUCUGCGUAGGAUCAGGUCGCCGUCAAAAGUGCCUGCGCAUAGACCGGUCUUCCUCGUUCGUGCGACUGCCAGACUCCUGAGCUGAGGCUAGGUGCAAAUCUCAUCCAGUCGAAAUGGUCGACGAGCAGGCGAACGCUCAGCCCAUCUAUCCUCUUGUGUCGCCGUUCACGCAGCACAUAUGGUUGCACGACGGCUCGCUGAAACGGUCAUGUCAAGCCAAAGCUGAUAUAAGACUAAGUAUCGCCAAGACGGCUUCCGAGACAGCACAGCUGAUCAACUCCAAGUCUGGCGUCCAACCUGCUGUUUAUGUCGUGCAAUACGAGCAUUGGCACCACGAUGGCAUAGCACAAACGAAUAGGCUCUUCCUCCUCUACUGGACCUACCGUGCCGACUCGCAUUCGCAUGAGGAUUGCUGCAGCACGAGAAUAGCAGAGAUCCUUUGACGUAACACAAGAAAUGCGCUGAGGCCAUUCACUAUGUACAUAUAGAAGAGCGAUGGUCUACAAGCUCACAAAAGUGCAGAAAGCAAAGUAUCAUAUCGAGAAUUCACUCUGCUGAAACACGCGGAACAGCAUAAACUGCAAUGUAUUCUCCAGCUACAUUUUCCUUCUGUGUCUUGACAGUGGCCAGCGUCGCGUAUCGCAGCACUUCUAUCUCACAGUGUUGACCUCACCCGUCUGACAGGCUAUAGCUUCGCAAACAAGACUCCGUGCUUCCGCAGCACAACUACCGUUCC